Molecule: messenger RNA, 1977 nt
Organism: Moneuplotes crassus
Lineage: Eukaryota; Ciliophora; Spirotrichea; Euplotida; Euplotidae
Source: the annotation of a GenBank genome assembly
GCUAAUCGGCAGCAAGGUAUUUGUCCCUUCUAGUUCAAUACAUCUUAGCGUGCAGCCAAGAUUCCUGUAACCAAGCUUAUAGAGCAGGCACCAAGGCAAAACUGUACAAGCAAGUUUACUUGGAACCAUAAAGCCAUUGAAACCUGUAAAUAAGCUCAACAGCAGUCGAAGUACAACUCUUGGCUUUAUUUAUCUGUAGAACGCAUCCGGAUUAGCAUGAGAGAAGUGGAGUGCCUUCUUAGCAAUAAAGGAGGCCUUGUUAACCCCUUCGGGCCUGGGUUCCAGUUUAGUACCAGACCAAGCAUCGCCAAGCAAAAGUUUGACUAUAAGCAAGUCUGGAAAGAAGUAAUUGCCAUUAUUCAUACCUAGGUGUAUAAGUAUACCCAGGGAGAGUCUCUUGCGAAGGGACUUCCAAUCACAGAUUAUAUUAUUCAGGAGAACCUGAAGAAAGACAUCAUUUGCCACAUCAAACUUUUGAGUAAUGCGAAACAUCUGUUGUUCCAGGACAAAGAAAUGUUCAGAGAUUACCUGGCUGAGGUAUUCAUUGAUCCUCUGCUUCCGAAAGCAGAGUGGAACAAUAAAAUAAAAUAACCUCGUUAUGGAAUUACAGUAACAGUCUUAGUAAUAAUAUAACUAGACAUCUUAUUAAGGAUGAAGAGUUCUUUCAGGAACUCAAAUAAUGUAAGCUAUGAGGCUGUGCUAGAUUCGAACUUACAUUACAAUAGGACAAGUUCCCGAUGACAAAGAAAGCAGAGAAGAAGCUCAAAGGCUUACUGGCAGCUCAAGAUCUCAAUGAUUGUCAAAGUACUUUUGGAUGUCUACUCCAAUACAGAAAGCAGUCUUUCCCCAACCAAGAGGAAAGGUCCUACAAGGGCAAACAGCUCAAACACAUUAGUGUCUUUUGUUGAGUUGUCAAUGAAGAAGAAAAUAGACUCAAACAGUUUCAAGAGAUCAAAGCACAAGUAGGCCUUGUCUGAACGACCAUUCAUAGGGUUGAAACAUUAACCAAGAAGAAGAUAGUGAGGUUACUGUUUACCAUAGAUCAAACGAUUCUUCAACUCAAAAGCAUUUCUCAAGCACCAAGAACGGUUUGGCAAUCUCCUGGAUGACUCUAACUCAUUUGAACGGUUCAAUGCCUAUAAGAGAACCAGCUUCCUGACCACGUUCAGCAGCCAAGCUGAUAUGGCUCAGCGUAGUAGGCUAGCCAUAUAAAUUAUAGAGAAAAUGAAGAAACAUAAAGGUAUUUAUUAAUGCUAUUUCAGGCAAGAAAAUGACAAGUUCAUCCAAAAUCAGAGACAAACAGCCCAGUAACCUCAAAAGCCUCAAGAAAAAUUGUAUAUUCUGCAUAACUCCUAGUCUUUAGAGAUGUCAGGUCACAAGGAGGUCCUCGGAAUGACAAAAAAACUCUUGGAAAGAGUCGCUUUAAUAAGUCUUUCAAGUAUGGUAAAGAGAAGGAAAAGACGAUGGAUCAUACAAUUACUCAAACUCCUAAGAAAAAAAAACCGUAUGCUUCCGUUCCCUAUCUCUUCUUUUCUACUUUACUUUGAUGUUUGACACAUUAGGUAUGCACUCACUCAAAAGUUCCUGAGGAGCAAAGAAAUCAUCCAGAAUCAAGGCAUGAUUUUACGGCUAAAGCCAAGGCUACGAACAGGGUACAACCUGGGACGUUCAGAGAAGCCUAAGAGGUACACCAGUCCUAGAACAACCACAUUUCCUAAGCCAGGAAACCUGCAGAAGAUCAUCAGCACAAUGAAGAGGGUCAGGUCGCCGGAAGUGCGAUUUGGGAGCUUGCACAAUUUCUUUGAUCAACGAAAAGACCGUACAAUGAUGUCUCCUCAGAAAUGGGACUUAACAAGUUUCGCAAAGGUGAAUUUGAAGGAAUCCAAAGACAGAAAGCGGCUUUUAGGUAUGAUCCAGAGCAAGCUGAGAGAUUUGUAAUCAGAAAAUUCUUGCACUCUAAGAUAUUCAAGAUCAAUA